Molecule: messenger RNA, 777 nt
Organism: Rhincodon typus (whale shark)
Lineage: Eukaryota; Metazoa; Chordata; Chondrichthyes; Orectolobiformes; Rhincodontidae
Product: dynein axonemal heavy chain 5-like
Exons: 6
Coding region: 1-777 (258 amino acids)
Biological process (GO): microtubule-based movement
Cellular component (GO): dynein complex
Molecular function (GO): dynein intermediate chain binding; minus-end-directed microtubule motor activity; dynein light intermediate chain binding
Source: RefSeq, a predicted model, not a curated record
AUGAUUUCUAUGCUGCUGACAGAAGGGGAGAAAGAGUGGAUGGAAGGGAUGGAACUCUUUGUGAAUUUUGAUCCAGCUGUGUUUGAAGUUCUUACAGAAGCAAAGUACUUGUACAAGAUGGGACUUGAUGUUCCUCAAGCAGCUUUCAAUCUCUGUUUAAAAGAGACCAAAAUUAAGCAUCAUUAUUUAAGCCUUCAGGAGCUUUUAAGUAGCUACCAAAAUGUGGUGAACACCAUCCCAUCUAAUAUGCAACCAAUGAUGAAGCCUUUUAUUGGCCAAGUGGAUGAAGCUCUCAUUCCUGGACUGACUAUGUUGUCUUGGACCUCUCUAAACAUUGAAAGAUUCAUGGAAAGCGUGAAUAGCUCGCUGGCUGAGCUGAAAUACAUGGCGAAGCAGGUCUCUGACACCUUGGAGUGUAGGAUUGAGAGAGUUCUACAUGAAAUGACUUUUACUGCCUUGGUGGACCUCCCUGAAGAUAACCUUGUGGAAGCACACGCUUUUCUAGAGAUGACUGAGAAUAUUGUUGCCUCUGCUGGACAAGCUUUAUCUAUACAGAGUCAACAGCUGGAGCAUUGUAUGUACCAGUUAAUGGAUGGAUUGACACAAAAACUUAAGCCAGACGAAUUCGCCAAUCUUCAGGAUACCUAUGCAUGUUUACAUCCUGAUGCAAAACAAAAAACUCGUUGUCAAGAAUGCCUGCCGUGCAGCUACUAUAACCUGAUGGGACAUAUUUGCCAAAAGAACACUGAUGCUUUGGUGAAAUGUAAGUGUUUGUAA